AUGUGGAAGCAGUGCAGGACCUUUGCUCUGGAGAGCGGGUCAUUGAGCGACAAAGAGAAGGAAGGGAUCACGGCUAUAUGCAGUGGCAAAAGGACAUAUGCAGGCUGUGCUGAUGGAAGAAUACACUGCUAUGACGAUAGGAGACUGUAUUCUUUGCAAGCUUUUGAGCUUGAGUUUGAUUAUCUUGAGAGCUGUGAUGUUCCUGAAAAGAUUGUGGCGAUUGAAAGGCUAGAAAGUGGAGGCGUUGAUGAGCUUUUGGUUGUUGGGAAUGAAAGGAAUCUGAAGGUAAUGAGGAUCAGGAACAAGGGCGCCACAAGAGAUAUAAUUGAAGGGCGGCUUUCUGAGUGCUAUGAUAGUGUGUGUGUGAAGGAAUGCAAAAAUGUGCAUCCUUGCAUUCUUAACAGUCUUAGCUUGAACAAUGAUGAGCAGUAUUUGCUGUCAUCUGACUAUCUCAAGAUCAACCUGUGGAAGCCUGAACGGAUAGAUGGAUGCUUUACGGUUGUGGAUAUAAAGCCGCAUAAGUACAGUGAGUUGACAUUUGUUAUCAACUCAACAAAAUUCAGUAAUGAGAUGAACAUGGUGUUUGGAUACUCUACAAGCUCUGGUGGAAUACACAUUAAUGAUCUGAGAGUUUCUUCGAAGUCUAUGGAGACUCUGCGGAUGGAGGGUGCGGAGAUGGAAGGAAUAGAGGGUGCUGUGAGAUCGAUCUCAGACUUCCAGUUUGUUGAUUCAAGCCUAAUAAUCGCAAGAAGCCUGAACUCAGUUGCUUUGUAUGACCAGCGGGGCACUAAGCAUGAAGUUUUCACCACUGUUUUGUGCAGUGAUGCUGAUGAGAUCAAUGCUGUGUACGAUUCAGAUGCUGUGUAUGCAAAAUUCCGGGUUUCAUGCACAAGCAUGCAUGGGUUUACUGGAGGAUUUGGUGAUUGUGCCCAUGCAAUCAAUCUUGUUGAUGGAGAAAAGGAAGAUGUGUUUGUAUCACAUCUGCAGAAGGAUUCAAAGAAGGACAAGCUCAAGGUGGUGACUUCGCAUGGAAAUGGGUUUAUUGUUGUCUGUGAAGAUAGGAUGAUGGAAUAUCAGCAGUGCGAAUAG
Ordospora pajunii is the source of this 1089-nucleotide messenger RNA. RefSeq lists its product as uncharacterized. Gene Ontology annotation, cellular component: protein phosphatase type 2A complex; cytosol. Lineage: Eukaryota; Fungi; Microsporidia; Ordosporidae. The coding region runs from base 1 to 1089 and encodes 362 amino acids. The transcript has a single exon. Gene Ontology annotation, molecular function: protein phosphatase regulator activity; protein binding. The record is from RefSeq and is a predicted model, not a curated record.